UCGUGUUUUUGGUCGCUCGGUGACCGGCUGUGCCGUUUGUGCCGGUGCCCUUACGAGUUACGUACUUUGCUACAUUAAUAUCGUGCCUAUGCCAACUACGAACUUCAUCGUUAAACUUAAGGACAUUGUGAAAAAAAGUGUUUUGGUGUGGAAAAUGGAUUUAUCGUGCGGAGAGAAUCUACAAAAUUCUGGAAAUAAUAGCAACAGCAGUGGACGAGCAGAUAUGUGCAUCGCAGGUCCAGAUCGGGCCCUAGACCGGAAUCCACACCUUCUCACCAACCUUCUGUCUCUGGAAAGAUUUCACGCUUUGCACACGGACUACUUUCAAAAUGUUCAAAUAGAUAUACAGCCAUUUAUGCGGAAGGUUGUGACUACAUGGAUGUUGGAGGUUUGCGAAGAGCAGCAAUGUGAGGAGCAGGUGUUCCCGCUGGCCGUGAGCUACGUGGACAGGUUUUUGGCGCAGGUCGCCAUCUCGCGCCAGCAGCUGCAGCUCCUGGCGGUCACUGCUCUGCUGGUAGCCUCCAAGUUCCGUCAAUGCCAUCCACUGUCCAUCGACCUUCUAUGUGCCUACACGGACAACUCGGUGUUCCCACAUGAAGUUCGACAAUGGGAAAUGAUGUUGGUGCAACGUAUGAACUGGCAGCUAUCAAUCGCCACAGCAUUUGACUUUGUAGAGCCAAUGCUGGCCAGAGUGCCUUGGGGUCGAGGGAACCCACUCAUACGGACACACGCUCUUACACUCACUUCAGUAUGUUAUACAGAAACUGAGCUUCUACUAGUACCACCAUCUCUGAUUGCUGUGGCGUGCAUCACAGCCGCUGCCCGAGGUCUAAGAGUACGUAUGUCUGUGAGUGACCUGUGUUUGCUCACGAGAUCGCCGCCUGUUGCUGCAGAAUUGGUGGCAAGACACGUGGAAAGAGUCCUUGCUAGGGAGACCCAAGCUCCAGAACCAAGGGCCAGACACGUUCAACCCGUGAAGCAAACGACAUCAGACCAGACCCAACUCCCCGACACGCCCACAGAUGUCCAAGAUGUUCGUUUUUGAUUUUAUAUUCAGGCUAAAGUUCAAUAAGUGUCUUUUUGCAUCAUUGUCGUGAGGUAAAAAAGCUAAUCAAAUAUGAAUGAGGAUUGUUUAUCGGAUACGUAUGCUUUAGUAAAUUGUUAUUUUUGUUCUUAAAAUCUUGAUUGAUAAUUGGCAAUUAAGUACUCAAAUCUCAAACUCAAUAUUCUCAUUGCCUCUAUGACAUAGAUAUGAAGUUAACACGUAUAAGUCAAUUGAUCUCAUCGGCAUUGAUGGAAUCAGUUUCUAAAGAUUUCAUUGUUACAUUUUUUUCGUCUUGCACCUGGGCGUACAACAAAAGUUUUUGGUUGAAAAACAGUUUAUUUAUUUUGUUUUUCUCAAUAGUACGGACCUAACGUCGCAAAAACGUCCAUUGAUCUCAAAUUAUUAUUUAAAAGCACUAGUGUAGAUUUGUGUUAUUUAUUAAUGGUAUAUUUGUUAAUAUUAGGUACAUUAUUUAUUAUAGAUCAGUUUGACGGUGUUUCAAAUAAUGGAGUUGUAAGCUAUAUUAGGUAUAAGGAUUUUUUUUUUGUAAAUUAUGAUCUCUGAUUACUCCAAAAAAUUAUACAUAGUAAGACUGUUUUCGUCUCAAGCAUUUUCUAGCCAAAUAUUCGAAAUGUACGCGUCCAUUUUUGGAGGACAUAUUAUGACAUUGUUAUGUACGUAAUAUUUGUAUAAAUUUAAUACAUAAAAUUAAUAGUUUCAAUGUAUAAAAGACAUUAUUAUGAUGAUUAUUUUGUGUCAUAGUAAAUCAUAAUUUAUUAUUGAAAUAGGAUCUCAGUUAGCGAAUUCCAAAUAAACAAUGAAAUGUCUGUAAAGAAUAAUGUGUUUAGUUUUUAGUUUUACUGAUUUGAGUGAAAAUGUUAAAGUAUGUAAUGUUUAUUUAGGUCGAUGUUAAGUUUUAGUAAAUUCUAGUCACAUGUUUUACACAUUCCUGUUAUCGACCAAACUUAUUCGUAGAUUUAAUUACUAAUAUAAUACUUUAUUUGUAUUUAGAUAUAUAAGCCGCGACAAUUUGCCUUUCACAUUUAAUUUGGACAGUAAAAGCACUAUUUUUAUUGCCUAAGAAUAUUUUUCGCCCUUUAAUAAUGAAGUACACUUUGUACGUUGUAUUGUUUCUGAAAAUUUAACUAGGGCAACCAAAAUUGUACCCACUCCCGGUUUUAGUUGUUGAUAGGUGUAUGAUAUGUUAUUUGUAAUACUCAUUAAAUAUCUUCGAACUAGUGGAGGCAAAUUGAAACCUUCAUAAAUAAUUGAUUUAUAUCUUUCGUUAGUUUAAUGUGUUGUGUAAAGUUAAACAUUAAGUAGAGGGAAUUGAAGCAUCGAAGUGGCACGGCGUGUCUAUUGUCUAUCGUUACGCUGUCUUGAUUAAGCUAAUUAAUACAACCGAUAGCAAAGCUCUUGAAAAUUUCCAAAAAAAUAUGAAAGUUCAUGUUAAAGGCUCUUCAUUAACUCAAGAUUCGUUCCUUGAUUAUUAUGUGUUACCAAAACCCACUGAACUAGCAAUGUUAACGUAUUUUACCUUCACUAUAAAUAUAUAAUUAUGAAACAUUUAAUUGAAGGGCUUUUUAAAAAAGGAUUUUGUUUUUGGCACAUAAUAUGUAAAAAUAAAGCACAAAUAUUUUUUGUUUAUAUACUUUUAUGUUAGUUGCUACAACUAAGUUAGGCUAACUUAAGGUGUACAGUUAUGCUGAAAUGUUGUGAAGUUUCCUAAAAGAAAUAAAAUGUAAAAACACGAA
Molecule: messenger RNA, 2799 nt
Organism: Colias croceus (clouded yellow)
Lineage: Eukaryota; Metazoa; Arthropoda; Insecta; Lepidoptera; Pieridae
Gene: cycD
Product: G1/S-specific cyclin-D2-like
Exons: 4
Coding region: 89-1045 (318 amino acids)
Biological process (GO): regulation of cyclin-dependent protein serine/threonine kinase activity; mitotic cell cycle phase transition; positive regulation of G1/S transition of mitotic cell cycle
Cellular component (GO): cyclin-dependent protein kinase holoenzyme complex; nucleus; cytoplasm
Molecular function (GO): cyclin-dependent protein serine/threonine kinase regulator activity
Source: RefSeq, a predicted model, not a curated record